AUGCAUUCUUCCAAUCUUGCACCUGCUGUCCUAGCAGCGUCCCUCGUGGGAUUCGCAUCCGCGAAUUCUCCGAACUUGAAUCUCUUCGCCUACGGCAAUCAAGGUCCUUUGCUUGGCACGUCUUUCGGCAUCCCCGGCACGAAUGCAACCUUUGACUACGUCGUUGUUGGCGGAGGCAAUGCCGGACUGACGAUUGCAAGCCGUCUGUCCGAGAACAGGACAGUGAGCGUUGCAGUCAUUGAGGCGGGCGGCUUCUAUGAGGUCGACAAUGGCAAUUACUCGAUCGUGCCUGGGUAUUCAAGCUAUUAUACAGGCUCAGACACAACCGACUAUCAACCCCUCAUUGACUGGGGAUUCAACACCCAGCCUCAGCCUGGAUCAGGAGGCCGGGUCUUGCAUUAUGCCCGAGGCAAGACCUUGGGCGGUUCCUCUGCCAGGAACUACAUGCUCUAUCACCGGCCGACAACUGACAGCAUGCAGCGUUGGGCUGAUGAGGUAGACGACCAGAGCUAUAGUUUCGAGAACUUGCUCCCUUACUUCAAAAAGUCUGUUCAUUACACGCCUCCCAACCAGGAGCUUCACAGUAACUCUACGAACAGCCAAACGCCAGAUGCGUUCAGUGACGCAGGCGGGCCGCUAGAGGUAUCAUUCAGCAACGCCGUGCAUGCCUUUGGAACAUGGUGCCAGAAGGCGUUUAUCGCUCUCGGAAUGAAGCAAAUCGAUGGAUUCAACAGUGGCGAGCUACUGGGCUCGGCCUUUGCGACGUUCACUAUCGAUCCGCGAAAUGCGCAUCGCUCCAGCUCCGAGUCCAGCUUUUUGCAGACCAUGCUGGCAAAAGGUGUCGGGCCAAUGGUGUACAAGAAUACCAUGGCGCAAAAGAUAUUAUUCGAUUCCAGCAAUAAGCAUGCAACCGGAGUCCAAGUAUCAACAGCAGGCACCUUUGGCACGCCGUCCGUCAACUUCACACUCCACGCUCGAAAUGAAGUCAUUAUAUCAGCCGGCGCUUUCCAGUCCCCUCAGCUACUGAUGGUUUCAGGUAUUGGACCCUGUGACCACCUACGCGAAUUUGACAUUCCUUGCGUCAAGGACCUCCCCGGUGUGGGCCAGAACAUGCAAGACCACCCAAUCUUCGGUACUGCACACCGCGUGAACGUCCUCACAGCCUCAGCCUCGGCCAACAAUGCAACUGCUGCAGCGCUUAGUGCGAAGCAAUACAUCGGAAACGCAACAGGAGCCCUGACCAUCUUUGGACCAGGCUACUAUGGCUGGGAGAAGUUACCUAGUUCAUUCCGUGCCAAUCUCACGCAAGAGUCUCGACAAGCUCUCUCAACCUUCCCAUCAGACUGGCCGGAGCUGGAAUGGUUGCCUAUCGGUGCAUUCAACGGAUAUAAUCUCAACAAAGUGACAGCCGAUCCGAAGGAUGGUCACCAAUACGCCACUCUCAGCGGAGCUUUGAUUGCGCCUCUAUCGCGUGGCUCCGUCCGCCUCGAUGGUCCCAGCAUGAACACCUUGCCGUUGAUCGAUCCGCAAUUCUUUGCAGAUCCCACCGAUGUAGAUCUGGCUAUUCAGGGCUUCAAGCGGCAGCGACAGAUUUGGGCGGAGUUGGCGAAGCUAGGCGUUGCUGAGCAUGAGGAGUAUUUCCCAGGGUUUAAUGUUUCGACUGAUGCUCAGAUUUGGGAAUUUAUUCAGAAGAGUAUGACUACUGUGUACCAUGCAUCGGCAACGUGCAAGAUGGGACGCACGAAUGACUCUAUGGCUGUGGUUGAUAGCCAUGCCAAUGUCAUUGGUAUGCAGGGAUUGAGGGUUGUCGAUGCCAGCAGUUUCCCAUUCCUGCCGCCAGGUCAUCCCCAGUCUAUUGUUUAUGCCUUUGCGGAGAAGAUUGCAGAUGAGAUAUUGGGCUCUCUUUAG
This is a messenger RNA of Penicillium paradoxum, 1908 nucleotides long. RefSeq names its product GMC family oxidoreductase. The transcript has a single exon. The record is from RefSeq and is a predicted model, not a curated record. Gene Ontology annotation, molecular function: flavin adenine dinucleotide binding; oxidoreductase activity, acting on CH-OH group of donors. Gene Ontology annotation, biological process: secondary metabolite biosynthetic process. The coding region runs from base 1 to 1908 and encodes 635 amino acids. NCBI's taxonomy places the organism in Eukaryota, Fungi, Ascomycota, Eurotiomycetes, Eurotiales, Aspergillaceae.